Molecule: messenger RNA, 2016 nt
Organism: Chenopodium quinoa (quinoa)
Lineage: Eukaryota; Viridiplantae; Streptophyta; Magnoliopsida; Caryophyllales; Amaranthaceae
Exons: 5
Coding region: 1-2016 (671 amino acids)
Source: RefSeq, a predicted model, not a curated record
AUGAGUGUUUCUCAGCAGAAUCCAUAUGCUGCAUUUUUCCAUUCUUUAAAAGAAAGAGAUGUAGCUGAAGACACACGUAUUGUAUUGAAUAUAAAUACAGUAUAUGAUCAACGUGUGUACAAUGCCUCAGCUGUUGAUGAUGUUGCUGUGAUUUGGCCAGACAGUGCUUCAUCAAGUGAUACUUUAAGCCCUCACAUACUUGUAUCUGGUAAGUCUUGUGAAUCUCAUCGAAUCUACCACAACUAUGGGUGUUAUGAACCAUUACAAUAUCCAUUGUUAUUUCCUUGUGGAGAAUGCGAUUGGAUGCAAGGGCUAAAGAAAACAUCUCAUGCUGACAGAAGGCAGGCAAGUUUAUACCCUGAUCCAAUAAUGUCAUGCGCUGUCCACAGUGUUGAAGACUUAUUGAGUCAGGAAGAAAUACAGGCAAAGAAGAAGCAUACGCGUGCUGAUAAAUUCAUUUCUCCAAGAGAAUAUUAUGCAUAUAGAUUGCAAAUACGGCCUAACAAUUUCUUGCUGAGAGUUGGUAGAUGUUUACAACAAUACAUUGUUGACAUGUAUGUCAAGAUAGAGAAUACAAGGCUUGACUAUCUGCGCAAUAACCAGUCAACCAUUAGAGCUGAUUUAUAUCAAGGAAUCCUUGAUUCUCUAGAUAGUGGAGAAACUAAAGUGCACAGUGUUGGUCGAAGAGUAAUCCUGCCUCCAAGUUUCAUAGGAGGUCCUCAGGAUAUGAAAAAACGGUAUCUUAAUGCCAUGGCUUUGGUGCAAAGAUUUGGUAAGCCUAAUUUGUUUGUCACAAUGACAUGUAAUGCUAACUGGCCAGAAAUAAAGUCCGAAUUAGCACCUGGUAAAGCAGCCCAAGAUCGUCCUGAUUUAGUAGCACGGAUCUUUAGAAUAAAACUACUUGCAUUGAAAAGAGAAAUUAUGGAGAAAAAGGUAUUUGGUACGGUUGUAGCUAUGGUGUAUGUUGUAGAGUUUAAAAAACGAGGCCUUCCACAUGCUCAUUUCUUGAUAAUCUUAAGACCAGAAUUCAAGCUGAAGUGCCUUGCUGAUUAUGAUAAAUUUAUAUGUGUUGAAAUUCCAUAUACUUCUAACCCUAUUCUUCGGAGGAUUGUUCUAGCACACAUGAUGCAUGGUCCAUGUGGCUCAUUAAAUUCGCAUUGUCCAUGUAUGCGGAAAAAAGGGCAACAGCUAAACUCUUGCUCUACGGUCAAGGCAGUAAAAUAUCUCUAUAAAUAUGUUUACAAGGGACAUGACAGGAUUUCUUAUAAUGUUCACCCUGCUAAUGAUGAUUCUGUAGAUGAAAUUGAACAAUAUCAGUCAGGAAGAUGGGUUUCUCCAUGUGAAGCUGCUUGGCAAAUAUUUAGUUUUGAUUUGUUUAAGAUUUCUCCAUCAGUAUUACCUUUACAAGUUCAUCUUCCCAAUAUGCAAACAGUUCAUCUUUGGUCGCAUGAGAGGUUAAACACUGUUAUUUCUGACUCUAAGCGUUCAAGGACUCAGCUAACUGAAUUCUUUGCAAUGAAUGCUGCAGUAGAAAGUGGUACUGGUUAUCUAUACAGUGAAUUCUGUGAACAUUUAAUAUGGGAUGCAAAGGCUAAAGUAUGGACUGACAGGGUUAUAAACAGAUAUGCACUAGGAAGAUUGGCUUUUGUAUACCCUGCAGAAGGUGAACGUUUUUUCUUGCGCCUUUUAUUGUUGAACGUUAGAAGUCCUACAUCUUUUGAGAAUUUACGAACUUUAAAUGGUUAUGGUAUUACAGGUUAUGUCUGUCCUACUUUUCAAGAGGCUGCUCUUAAAUUAGGCUUGAUAGAAGAAGAUGAUGUAGUAGAUUUAGCUUUGACUGAAGCUCUUGAACUGACUGUUAGGUCUCUUGAACAACAUCUUGAAGCAAUGGGAAAAUCAUUAGCUACAUUUGGCUUAGAUCAUUUAAAUAGCCAAGUUGAUGAUGGUUUCAGAAGAACAAAGGGUAUUAUAGAUGCUCUUGAUGCGCCUAUUCCAGAGGAGUUCCUUACUUGUUGA